AAUAGAAAUGAGACCCAAAAAAUCAUAAUGAAGAUUAUUGAUCAUCGUCGAAAAGAAAUUGAAGAUCACAAGGAAUUAGGAACUAUUAGUGGAGGAAUUGAAACAACCGCAAAUUUAUUAUGUUUUGUCAUAUAUCAUAUGGCUCAUCAUCCUAAUGUAUUAGUUCGCUUGAGAGAAGAACUUGAUACCAUUUUUGAUUCUGAUAAUAAUCGUCAAAUGACGAUGGAAGAUCUUUCAAAAAUGCGUUAUACAGAAGCUAUAAUCAAAGAAUGCGCUCGUCUUAUAACUCCCGCAAAAUUUGCUCAACGUAACUCUUCCUUACCAGAUACGAUAGUCGAUCGUGAAUGGCCUGCAAAUACUGCGUUCUAUGCAUAUAUUGAAGGAAUUCAUCAUAACCCCAUUCAUUGGAAGGACCCGCUUAAAUUCAAUCCUGAUCGAUUUAUGGAUUCUGAACCACAAAAGAACACAUUUUUGAUGUUUGGAGGUGGAGUGCGGAUUUGUCCAGGAAGAAAGUUAGCACUUAUAACAAUGAAAUGUCUAGUCUCUUUGAUUUAUAAAAAUUUGGAUAUUACAUUAGUAGACAUGGAUGCUCCUUUGAAAUUAAAGAAUAAAUUAGUAAACGCCUGCACUGAAUUAAAGGUUAGAGUUGAGCAAAGAGAGGCGCAUUUUAAAGUAUAA
Messenger RNA from Funneliformis caledonium, 678 nucleotides. Lineage: Eukaryota; Fungi; Glomeromycota; Glomeromycetes; Glomerales; Glomeraceae. The record is from the annotation of a GenBank genome assembly.